UGCAGUAGAGUCUUGACCUGCUGACUUUUCUGUCUCCAAAACAUUUAAUUAAUAAAAACAAAACACAAGAACCUUUCCACACAAAUGGGGACCACGUGGUUUGUAGUUUGGAGUGUUUGGAUCUUCUUGUGUCAGACUGUAGCUGCAGAGGAAUCACCAUGUCAACCUGGAUUUGAGUCAGAGAUGUUAAUAUUAAAAGUGAGCAAAAACGUCCUGAAGCAAGGCACAAGACUUGGCAAAGUUGGCUUUACUGACUGCACGGGCCGCACACAGUUUCUCUUCAGCACAGAUGACAGCCAUUUUGUUGUAGAGACUGAUGGAAUAAUAACUGUAAAGAGACAGGCUGUCCUUCAUGAGGGGAACCAGAACUUCUCGGUCCACGCCUGGAACUCACAAGGUCAGAAAAUGACUCUUCCUGUCAGGCUGCUGUAUCAAGACCAUCACUAUAUGAACAACCGUCUGGAUGCUGAAUUUCAUCAUGAGGCUCAUAAACUCAACACCCAGCUUCAUGAUGACCUGGACUCUGUCAGGAAUCAGCAGAUUCCAGUCCUGGAUUUCACCAAAUCCAGUCCAGGACUGAAGAGGAAGAAGAGAGACUGGAAAGUCCCUCCAUUAAGCGUUCCUGAGAAUUCUAGAGGACCUUAUCCUUUAAUACUUGCUCGGAUCCGCUCUGAUGAGGAUAAGAAGAAGAAGAUCUAUUAUAAGGUCACUGGUCCUGGAGCAGAUCAGCCUCCUGUUGGUCUUUUCACCAUGGACAGAGACACUGGUGAUCUGAAUGUCACACAGGAAUUGGACAGAGAGAAACAGGACAACUACAGGCUCAUAGCCCAUGCUAUGACACAAGAAGGUUCAGAUGCAGAGGAGCCUAAGGAAAUCAUAAUCAUUGUAUUUGACCAGAAUGACAACAAACCUGUUUUCAGUCAGUCCAUCUAUAAGGGAGAAGUUCCAGAAGCCUCAGGAAAAGGUUUGGAGGUGAUUCAGGUUGUUGCCACAGAUGCUGAUCAGCCAAAUACUGACAACUCUGAUAUCCGUUACCAAAUAUUGAGUCAGAUGCCAGACCAGCCCAGUCCCAACAUGUUUAUAAUCCACCCAGUUACUGGAGUCAUCAGAGUUAACGAACCUGGUCUGGACAGAGAAAAAGUCCGUCAAUACACACUGGAAGUACAGGUAGCUGACAUGAGGGGAGAAGGUUUGACUGGAUUUACCAAAGUGAUCAUCAUGGUGACGGACAGCAACGAUCACGCUCCGGUCUUUACAGAACCUUCUUAUAAGGUCACAGUUAAAGAGAAUAAAGUAGACGCUCUAGUUGUUAAGAUGUUGGUGACAGACGGUGACGAGCCUCAUACUGCAGCCUGGAAUGCAAAGUUCAAAAUUAUUGAUGGAGAUCCAGGAAAUCUGUUUACUGUGAAAACAGGAACAAACAAACAAGAAGGAAUCAUCAUUACUGCUAAGGGUCUGGACUUUGAGAGAACCAGUAAGCACACUCUACUGGUUACAGUGGAGAAUGAGGCUCCUUUUGCUGUCCCAUUGGUCACUUCCACUGCUACAGUGGUGGUGACCGUGGUGGAUAUCAAUGAACCUCCCAUCUUUGAACCAGAAGAGAAGCACGUGUCUAAACGUGAGGACCUUGCCGUGAACAGCACUGUAGUGAAGUACACAGCUUCUGAUCCAGAUUCUGGACGCAAACAAAGAGUCACGUAUAAAAUAAUCAACGACCCAGCCGGCUGGCUUAACAUUGAUGAGGAGACUGGUGUGAUAACAGUGAGAAACCAAAUGGACAGAGAAUCCAGCUUUGUUAAGGAGGACAAAUACACAGCCCUGAUUGGUGCAUAUGAUGAUGAUCAGAUCCCAGCUACAGGAACUGGAACUCUGAUCAUCACACUUGUGGAUGUCAACGACAACGCUCCCAUUGUUGAAGAACGUUCUAUUAAAGUGUGCAACAAGAAACCAGCUCCUCAGCUGCUGACUGUAACAGACAAAGAUGGACCAGACUUUACUUCUCCAUACACCGUGAGAUUACCUGACUCUGCUAUGGCCAACUGGAUCGCUAGAAUGAACGACGCCGAAACAGCGAUUAUCCUGACUUUGAACCGUGAACUAGAGAACGGAAAUUACAUUGUAGCCGUGACUGUUUCAGACAUCUCUGGUCUGUCUCAGGUCAGCACAGUCACAGCUACAGUGUGUGACUGCACUGGAGAAGAAGUGACCUGCCAGAAGGAAAAUGUUGGUGGCUCCAACCCGUCAGUCACCCUGGGAAUACUGAAAGGCAUCCUAAUUCUGCUGUUCAUGCUGGGGCUGCCGUUCUUUCUGUUUGUGAGGCGAAGGAGAACAGCAGAGGAACCUGUUGAAUUCAACAAUCUCAACAACAAGUUUGAGGAAGAGAAGAUGGACGACAGAGAGAACAUUCAGGGAGACGGUUCUGAGUCGCAAGAUCCGGAAUAUGACUAUCUGAACGAAGAGGUUCCCCUUUAAGAAACUGCCAGAUAA
Messenger RNA from Gambusia affinis (western mosquitofish), 2487 nucleotides. RefSeq names its product cadherin-1-like. The transcript has 17 exons. Gene Ontology annotation, molecular function: calcium ion binding; cadherin binding. The record is from RefSeq and is a predicted model, not a curated record. Gene Ontology annotation, cellular component: plasma membrane; adherens junction; cytoplasm. NCBI's taxonomy places the organism in Eukaryota, Metazoa, Chordata, Actinopteri, Cyprinodontiformes, Poeciliidae. Gene Ontology annotation, biological process: cell-cell junction assembly; calcium-dependent cell-cell adhesion; adherens junction organization.